Ochlerotatus camptorhynchus is the source of this 1170-nucleotide messenger RNA. Its product is annotated as AH receptor-interacting protein. The record is from RefSeq and is a predicted model, not a curated record. Gene Ontology annotation, molecular function: peptidyl-prolyl cis-trans isomerase activity; protein binding. Bases 171 to 1127 code for a protein of 318 amino acids. NCBI's taxonomy places the organism in Eukaryota, Metazoa, Arthropoda, Insecta, Diptera, Culicidae. The transcript has 2 exons.
UCAGUCUGGCUCCUCAUUGACUUUUACGCAAGGACGACAAACAGACCACACUAGUGGAGAAAUAGUUUGACCUAAUUACCGAACACGAACACCAUUUAAGUGCAGAUCGUUAACUACAUUAUAGUCACCAAUUGCGUAGUUCCCGUCGAAACUUCCCCUCGCCAACAACGAUGGAUCCCUGCGUGGACGAAGCGAAAAUUGUGAAGGAAAUCCUCCACGCCGGAACCAAGGUGGUCCCGUUUUGCGAUGGCACCAAGAUCAAGUUCCACUACCAGACUCGCAAACUGGACGGGACCGUGCUGGACGACAGCCGGGACACUGCCAAACCGAUGGAGCUGGUGCUGGGCAAGCAGUUCAAACUGGACGUGUGGGAGGUCUGCGUGCAGAAGAUGGCCGUGCACGAGGUGGCCAAGUUCCGGUGCGACAAAUCCCUGCUGCAGCAGUAUCCGUUUGUAGCGAAAACAAUUCGGGAUUCGUUGAAGCCCACCGAUCAGCGGAAGCACUGCUGCGGAAUGACCAUCCAGAACGAGGGGAUCGGGUACAAAGACUUGGAUGAGAUCUUCAACAAUCCGCAGGAUUUGGAGUUUAUUCUGGAGGUGUUGUCGAUCGAGAGACCGGAGGAAUAUCAGAAGGAUUCGUGGCAGCUGAACGACGAGGAGAAGCUGGACCAGGUGCAGCGGCAGAGGGAAAAAGGGAAUGAGUGCUACGCGAGGAAGGACUAUGAGGGGGCGACGGAGGCGUAUUCGUUCGCUACUGGACUGGUAGAGCAGUUGAUGUUGAAGGAAAAGCCAAACGAAUCGGAGUGGUGUGAACUGGCCCGGCUUAAGGUGCCCCUGCUUUUGAACUACUCGCAGUGCAAACUGUUGGACAACGACUACUACGCAGUGAUCGAACAUUGCAGCGAAGUCCUGGACAAGUACGACAACGCCAAUGUGAAGGCCCUGUUUCGGAGGGCAAAGGCCCACGUGGGUGCUUGGAAUCCGGACCGAGCGAAGGAGGACUUCCAACGGGCAGCCGAGCUGGAUCCGACGCUGGCGGGGGCCGUUGGUAAAGAGUUGAAAAACCUUCAGGAAAUGAUUCGACUGAAGGACGUCGAGGAUAAGUUGAAGUUUCAGAAGUUGUUCUGAGGAUAAGGGGUUCAGUAUUAAGUUGCUCGGGUGGGUGGGUGUG